Molecule: messenger RNA, 1551 nt
Organism: Striga hermonthica
Lineage: Eukaryota; Viridiplantae; Streptophyta; Magnoliopsida; Lamiales; Orobanchaceae
Source: the annotation of a GenBank genome assembly
AUGAAGAAACCCCAGCACAACCGCCGACACAUCGGCGACGACAUAUGGUGGCCGGCCCUUGUCGCCGCCGCGUUCAAGCUCCUCUUGAUCCCCGCCUACCGGAGCACUGAUUUCGAGGUCCACCGCCACUGGCUGGCCCUGACCCACUCCCUCCCCCUCCCCCAAUGGUACUCCGACGCCACCAGUCAGUGGACCCUCGAUUACCCACCGUUCUUCGCCUACUUCGAGAAUUUUCUCUCCGUCAUCGCCUCAAAGGUGGACCCCACCAUGACAGAUCUCCACCGCGGGCUCGAUUACGCCUCGCCGCGCACGAUCCUAUUCCAGCGGAUCUCCGUCGCGCUGUCUGACGUCGUUUUGGCCUGCGCGGCCCAUAGGCUGACCGGAAACAGGAGCUUCGGGAAAUUCGAGAGGCUUUUGAUUUGGGGGUUGCUCGUUUGGUCGCCUGGGUUGUUUAUCGUUGACCAUUUGCACUUCCAGUACAAUGGGUUUCUGUUGGGGAUGCUGUUGCUGUCAAUUUCAUUUCUGGAGGAAGGAAGGGACUUGCUCGGAGGUUUCGUUUUCGCGGUUUUGCUCUGUUUUAAGCAUCUGUUUGCUGUGGCUGCGCCUUUGUAUUUCGUUUAUCUUUUUAGGCAUUAUUGUAGGGGUGGGUUUGCUAAAGGAUUAGCGAGGUUGGUGCUUAUGGGGAGUGUGGUUAUGGCGGUGUUUGCCGCUGCAUAUGGGCCGUUUUGGUACUAUGGUCAGAUACAACAAGUUCUCCAUCGCAUGUUUCCUUUUGGCAGAGGGCUAUGCCAUGCCUACUGGGCUCCAAAUUUCUGGGUAUUUUAUAUUAUGUUGGAUAAAUCUCUGGCAUUUUUGCUUGCGAGACUAGGGUUCAAUAUCCAAGCACCAAAAGCUUCCUUUACUGGUGGUCUAGUGGGGGAUUCUUCGCCUUUUGCUGUAUUACCCACGAUUACCCCUUUGAUUACGUUCGUUACAGUCCUGUUGGCCAUAUCACCUUGUCUAGUAAAGGCUUGGAAGAAUCCCCGAGCACGGAUGGUCUCGAGAUGGGUAUCUUAUGCAUAUACAUGCGGCUUUAUGUUUGGAUGGCAUGUUCAUGAAAAGGCUUCUCUUCACUUUGUGAUUCCCCUUGCUGUGACAUCCUUGAAUAGCGUGAAGGAUGCUACACACUACUUCUUUUUGUCCAUAGUGUCUUGCUACUCGCUUUUCCCACUUAUGUACGAAGCCCAAGAAUAUCCAAUUAAAGUUCUACUUCUGCUUCUGCACACUGUUUUGAUUUUUUUCGGGUUUUCCUCACGUUUUACUGGGAAAAACGCAACAACAAUCAAUGGAAGAGACCACAAGCCGGAAAAUCCAUCUUUCCACAUUGGAUGGCUCGGGAGAUCCUACCUGUUCGGCUUAAUAGUUGUUGAGAUAUGGGGACAGUUUUUGCAUCCUAUCAUUUUUGGUGACCGGCUUCCCUUUCUACCCCUCAUGAUGAUAUCCAUAUAUUGUGCUCUUGGAAUGUUUUACUCAUGGGUUUGGCAGCUAAAAAUGAUUUGUUCGAACCAUUGA